GACUGUAAUUAAAAUACCUAAAAAUGAACAGUAAUUAGUUACUCUACUUUUUCAGUGGAAAAGUAAUUUAAAUACAGUACACCCAACACUGUGCAUAUCCAACCUGCUACCAUGGAUGUCUUAAAUGCAAAGUCUGUAUCAAGUAAAACAUACGUAUUUCUGGACUUUUUUGCUACUCAUAACCUGAACAUCAUGUUCCUAACUGAGACAUGGCUGCAUGCUCGUGAAGUGACACCUUUGCUGGAACUUUGCCCUCUAGACCCCAGUUUCUUCAGCUUUCCCUAGGUUUUCUGGGAGGGGAGGUGGGGUAGCCUCCAUCAUAAAAGACUGUUUUAAGUGCAAACAAAUACAAAGUCCAGUGGUUGCAUUGUCAGGUUCGAGCAGAUAUUAAGAUCCUGUUGCUCACCUACAAAGCUUGUAGAACUCUAUGUUCCAUCCCCUGCUCUCCGAUCUCAGGAUACUGGCCUUCUAAAAGUUCCUAAAGCCAGAAGAAAAAUUAUUGCGGAGCUCUUUCUUUUCAUGCCCCAUCUUUGUGGAACAACCUCCCUCAAAAUAUCAGGCAAGCUUGCUCUGUGGAGGUUUUCGAAGCUAAAUUAAAGACCGACUUGUUCACCCUAUCCUACGUGUCAUAAUUCUAUGCCUAAAAAUUUGAAUGGUUCUUAUUGCUGUCCCCUUUUGUUUUAUCUAUUUUUGAACUGUAUUGGUUUUUUUUUUUAUCUUUACCUUCAAAUAGCUGUUCAACACUGUGUUUGAAAGGAUUAAUAGAAACUGAUUGAUCAAUAGAUAGAUAGAUAGAUAGAUAGAUAGAUAGAUAGAUAGAUAGAUAGAUAGAUAGAUAGAUAGAUAGAUAGAUAGAGCUCCUCCAUAAAUAAACAGGCAGCUGAAGACAGAGAGUAAUGACAAACAGGUAGAGGAACAUUAAUGGAUGACCAAGCCCCUGGAUGCAAUGUACAGUCGACAGAUAGAGGAAGUGACAUCAAGAAAUCAUAUCACUGGCUAGAAAAACCCGACUUAAAGGACAGAACAAAUGUUCUGAUUGCGGACACGCCCUAAGGACCCUAUCCACAGAGGCAGGAGUCUACCACAGUCGACAGGAUCCGAGUUGCAGACUACAAAAGUACCCGGAGGCUAACUGGAGAGCGUACACUGAGAGACACAACCAAGUGGCUGGGAUAUUGUACAGCAACAUCUGAGCCAAAUAUACUGUAACAGUCCCCAAGACCUGAUGAGAGACACCACCAAAGGUGGUCAAGAACAACAGUGUGUCUGUGUGUGUGUGUGUGUGUGUGUGUGUGUGUGUGUAUGUAUGCAUUGCCACAACAGAAUACAAAUAAAAUGGAUAACUAAUUCUUGGGUCAGUUUCAAAUACAUGUGAAUACAGAAAAUUAAAGUAAACAUUCAUUUAAAAAAUGGUGGAUAUAUCCUCUGUUAAAAUGAAAUAAGCUUUCAAACAAACAAAUUAGUAAAUUUACAAAAUUAACAUAGUCACUCAGCUGUGGUUUGCUUAUACUCCAAGGCAAGAAAAAAAGUGCUGGACAGGGAGUGCAGAACUGUCUCAGUGAAGUGAGCAGUGAGGUUCAUGUGUAUGCAACGUGACCACAAAUCCAAUGUGUGGUGAAUAUGAUACACUUUGCAGCUGUUCAGCUGUCUGUCUGUACUCUGUGUGUAUCGGGGGAAAGGUUUAUGGCCAGGGAGCUGGUACAGAGGAUCUGUUACUUUAAUCAGCUGCUUAAAUCCAACAUUUUCAACUGCUCUGACAGAAAAGAAGAAAAAGAGAAAAAGGAAAAAAUAUAUUUAAAGCUGUAACGACAGAGAAAGUUUCUGAUGAUUUUUCUCUUGCAGAAUAUCCUGAUCAGUUUGUGUUGUGGAUGGCAGCAGAGUCUUGCAGCUCUGCAGUCUUCAGUCAGAGAAUGAGAUUUUGCUGAGUAAAACUUUGGAUCUACUUUUUGAAAAUGGCCUCACAUCGACAGCAAAGAGAGAGCAUGUAUUUGGAUAUAGAUUUUUCUUUACCACAGAGCAGCUCAGAAACUAAAGAGCAGCCAUCUAAACCUCAGGCUGUGCCUGUACCAGAUCUUAUCCAGACUAUGAACAUCUCAUCUAGAUACAAAGUAAUCAUCUCCAACAGUGUUCUGAUCAGUUCAGGACCUCCUGCUGUCUUCCAGCUGAGACCAAAGAAAGAGAAGUUUCGAACUGUGACAAGAAUGACUGUUGGUGAAAAAAAUCCAGACAAGCCAAAUAAAACCAUCUUACUUGUGGGUAAAACAGGAGCAGGAAAAUCUACUCUGGUCAACGUUCUCUUUAACUACAGCAUGGGAGUGAAGUGGGAGGAUGAAGUCUGGUUUCAGAUCGUGGAGGAGGAGAGAAAUGAAAAUCAGACAGAGAGUCAGACACCAGAUGUGAUCGUGUACGAGAUCUUUGGUUUUGAAGAUGAAACUCUGCCCUACUCUCUGACCAUCAUCGAUACUCCUGGAUAUGGAGACACCAGAGGAGCUGAACAUGAUGACAUCAUCAGUCAGCGAUUAUUGGAGUUGUUUGGAUCAGAGGAUGGAGUUCAUGAACUUAAUUCAGUGGGUCUGGUGAUGAAGGCGACAGAUAAUCAACUGAGUGAACAACUAAUGUACACCUUUGAUUCAGUGAUGUCUCUCUUUGAAAAAACACUGGAGAAAAACAUUGUAGCUCUCAUCACACACUCAGAUGGAAAAAGACCUAGAAAUGCUUUUAAAGCUAUUGAAUCUGCAAAAUUUAAAUGUGCCAAAAAUGAGAAGAAUCAGCCUGUUUACUUCUUGUUUAACAACAGUCAGCAUGAAGCCCGAGGAGACGAAGAAGAAGAAGAAUACCUAAAACAUGAUUAUGAAAUCUCAGAGAAAGGAAUGAGAAAGUUCAAAGUGUUCCUGAGAAAAACUACACCUCUAAAGACAACACAUGAAGCGUCAAAGGAAUUUAUCAGACUGACAGCCUGCAUCCAAAACCUGCAAGAAAGAAUCAAAUUCACUGAAGUAAAAGAAAGAGAGAUGAAACAGACUCAAGAAGCGCUGAAGGAACAUGAAGAAGAAAUGAAGAUGAACGAUGAGUUAACUGCAUUUGAUGCUGAGGUUUAUAAACAUAAAGAACUUAUCAGAAAACAGAUGUUUGGUCCUGGUUUUAAAGCAGCUGUCAGUUGUACAGUCUGUCAGGAGAACUGUCACUAUCCUGGAUGUAUUAUGGCUUUAACUCACUGUGAAGUUUUUAUAGAUGGUCGUUGUACUUCGUGUACUGGAAAGUGUCCUGUAACAGAUCAUGUAAAAGAAUUGUGGAGAUAUGUGACCAGGAUAAGAAAAGUUCAGAAAAAAGAAGCAAAAAUGACACAGAGCGAUAAGAAGGAUCAAACAGAAAGUGAGAAAAAGUUGAGUCAUUUGCAAAAUUUUGAAAAUGAAAUGAACAAACUGGCAGCAGAGAAAUCACAGUUCCUGGAUGAGUCCUACCAACAUGUUGUCAGACUGGAGCAGAUCGCUCUGAAAGCUGAUUCAGCGUCCACUAUUGUCCACGUAGACUUCCUGAUUGAGAAGAUGAAGGAGGAAGGAGACACAGAGAAGGUCCAGAAACUGCAGGAGAUGAGAAGCAGAGUGGAUGAAGGAACCAAAGAAGCACUGCUGUACAAGACUAGUGUCAUCUCAUCACAAUAUGAAGACAUCCUCUCAAACAGUUUCCUGAUCCAUUCAGGACCUCCUACUGUCUACCAGCUGAGAACAGAAAAACAGAUGUUUGGAUCUUUGACAAAAAUGACUGUUGGUGAAAAAAAUCAAUAUAAGACAAACAGAACCAUCUUACUUGUGGGUGAAACAGGAGCAGGAAAAUCCACUCUGAUCAACGCUCUGCUCAACUACAGCAUGGGAGUGAAGUGGGAGGAUGAAGUCUGGUUUCAGAUCGUAGAGGAGGAGAAGAGAAGUCAAACAGACAGUCAGACAUUAGAUGUGAUCGUGUACGAGGUCUUUGGUUUUGAAGAUAAAACUCUGCCCUACUCUCUGACCAUCAUCGAUACUCCUGGAUUUGGAGACACCAGUGGUACUGAACAUGAUGACAUUAUCAGUCAGAGAUUGUUUGAUUUGUUUCGAUCAGAGGAUGGAGUUCAUGAACUUAAUUCAGUGGGUCUGGUGAUGAAGGCGACAGAUAAUAGACUCAGUGAUCGACUUAGGUACAUCUUCAGUUCGAUGAUGUCUCUGUUUGGAAAAAACCUGGAGAAAAACAUUGUAGCUCUCUUCACACACUCAAAUGGACGAACACCUGAAAAUGCUCUUCAGACUCUCAAAGUGGCAAACAUUAAAUGUUCCAGAAAUGAGAAAAAUGAGCCUGUUUACUUCCUGUUUGAUAACUGCCAGGAUAAACAGCGAACGGAGGAAAUUAAGGCUUUGAAACAUUCAUGGAAAGUUACACAGAAAGAAAUGGGUCAUUUGGCUGACUUUUUAGGAAAACCAAGUCCUCAGAAACUGAUGAGAACAGUUGAAGUUCUGAACGAACGCAUCAGGCUAAACGCCUGCAUCCAGAACCUGCACGAGAGAAUUGAAUUUAUUGAAGAAAGAAAGAAUGAAAUCAAGCAAACUCAAGAUGCUCUAAAGGAACAUGAAGAGGACAUGAAGAAGAAUGAGAAGUUUAGUGUAGAACUUACUGAGGUCUACAAAGUUAAAGAACGAAUCAAGAGGCACUUUUUGUUGGGUGGUUAUGUAGGAGCUGUCUGCUGUCAAGUCUGUGAGGAGACCUGUCACUAUCCUGGAUGCACAAUUGCUUGGAGACCUGAAUACUGUGAGGUCAUGAAAGGAGGCCGCUGUACGUCAUGUACCAAAGGGUGUCCUGCAUCAGAUCAUGUAAAAGAAAAGUGGAGAUAUGUGACCAAAACAAGGAUAGUUGAGAGGACCAAAGAAGACAUGAAAGAAAAGUAUGAAAAGUAUAAAACAGAAAGUAAGAAUACAUUGAGCCUUUUGGAAAAUCUUGAAAAUGAAAUGAAAAAACUGACAGCAGAGAAGUCACAGUUCCUGGAUGAGUCCUACCAACAUCUUGAAAAGCUGGACCAGAUUGCUCUGAAUGUUUUUUCUCUGUCCACUGUUGUCCACUUGGACUUUCUGAUUGGGAAGAUGAAGGAGGAAGGAGACACAGAGAAGGUCCAGAAACUGGAGGGGAUGAGAAGCAGAGUGGAUGAAGGAACCAGAGCAGCUCUGAGAUACAAGUUUGUUCAAAUACCAUCAGCUAUGAAAUAAGCUGGAUAUGGUAUCAUCAGGGUUGUAGGGGGGACUGGAGCCAGCUACCACAGGGUAAGCGGUGGGGUACACCCUGGACAGGUCACUAGCCUGUUUUAGGCCUACAACAGAGAGACAGACAAUCAUUCACACCUAUGGGCAAACUGGAAUUGCCAUUUAACCUUACCCCACUAACUGCAUAUAUUUGGGCUGUGGGAAGAAGCCAGAGUACUCGGAGAGAACCCAAGCAGGCACAGGGAGAAUAUGCAAACCUGAACCCACCACCUUCUUAUGCAGAAUUUAUAGUCCCACAAAUGUAAAUCUGUGUACUCUUUUCAGUUAGACAGAAAGUGCAAAGGGGUUUUCACCCACUCCAGACGUGCUCCCUUGCAGUCCUUAAAGAUCCUGACUGCACGUUGCUGGACGCACAUGGCAUAUGCGACUGCCAAAUGUGAAUUGGUUGACAAAUGGGCUGGAACAGACAGGCGAGUGAUAGCACUGGGAACAGGAGAACUGCAAAAAAAGUUCAAAGAUCAAAAAAUAAAGCAGUGAUUUCAGUGUCACUUUAAUUGUUUUUUGACACCAGAGUUUCAUUUCAGCUCUUUUUGUGUUAGAACUUUGCUCUCAACAACAUGAGCAAGAAUAGCCCACAGACUAGCUGUAACAUGUACUUUGUACAAACAGAGCUGACUGCAGCCAGACUUGCAGGAAUUGGAAUGGAGUGGACAGUGAACGAGCUCUCUCUGCUUGACCACAAAACCAGAUUUACUGUCAAGUAACAGUGCUAAUCACCAUGCUGCCUGCACUGUUUUUAAAUGCUCGAAACUGCAUAAAAAGUCUGUAAGUCUAUGUAACUUUUUCAGUGUGUACUAUGCAUUAGAUGGAGGAGAUGUACAGAGAUAUCCACAGACAGGAAUGAUUUCCUGUGUUAUUUAGAAGUGCAUUAUGGGUAAUCUCUAGGACACUGUUCAUGUCUUAUUUUUUUGUAUUUUUGUUGUUUGACUGGUUAAUACUAUAGUGAUAAUAUAGGAAAGUUCAAUGAUGUUGGUAAAUUGUAGUUUGUAUUCAUAGAAUAAAUUAUUUUAAUUUUUUUUUCAAAAUAUUUUAACUCUUAGAUUUACUCGAAACACAUAAAAACGACAAAUGAUCAUACAAACUAUAUCUUUACACAAAUAUGCCACUUGUAUAAUUUAUUAUUACUGGAAAACAAUCCCAGGCAAAAAGUCAUGGACUCAUUACACUUCAAUGGUGUGCUUUCAGCUUGUUCUUGUAGUUCUCUUCAGUCAUACUGGUGCAACAGCUUAAGCCUGCAAACACUCUUUUUUAAACUAAAAACUGUUUUGCAUAUUUCUAUUUUGCAUAUAGUUAUUUUCUAAAUUCUAAUGUUAUGUUAACUCCACAGUGAGCUAACAUGCAAGGUACAGCUGGGUCUGAGCUGCCUGCUGUGCUUUAAAUGCAGUGAGGUCGCCCCCUGCUGUUAAUGAUCGGUACAACAGUGUGUGAGAACAGCUCCCUCCCUCCCUGAUAUCACAAACUAAACACAAAGUCACUCUGUGUUCUCCACAAAUACAUGUGUUUCUGUCACGUUGUUCUAAUGUUGUCAGUGUGAGCUUUAUUCUGCUGCUCCUCUCAUGGUGACUCAGUGUCAGUAAAGUGGUUGUGGGACAGUAACAUGUCACUGACAUGAUCCAGAAACAGUCCAACAUGUUGUUGUCUUUCUAAUCAGUGAGUACAGAGGAUGUUAGAGACACUGAACUCAGACACAGUGUAGAAAUAUUCAAUCCAACUUUGACUCUUCAGUGUUUGUGAAGAGUCCAGUCCUGAAAUCUGAUCUUCUUUCAUCUGACUGAUACCUUGGAUUCUUCAUGUGUGUUCAUGCUCUGAAUGACUGCUUGAAUUAUUUCUGAUGACUCAGGCUAAGUGGAAACAUUUGGAUCCUUUCAUGUUGGACUUGAUUUGUUCAAAUUCUCUAUAUUCUGUUCUUCCACAUGAAAUC
Molecule: messenger RNA, 7203 nt
Organism: Oreochromis aureus
Lineage: Eukaryota; Metazoa; Chordata; Actinopteri; Cichliformes; Cichlidae
Exons: 5
Coding region: 1953-5228 (1091 amino acids)
Molecular function (GO): ATP hydrolysis activity; GTP binding
Source: RefSeq, a predicted model, not a curated record